Molecule: messenger RNA, 897 nt
Organism: Prorocentrum cordatum
Lineage: Eukaryota; Dinophyceae; Prorocentrales; Prorocentraceae
Source: the annotation of a GenBank genome assembly
AUGCGGUGGGCGCGGCCGGCGCGCGCCGCCGCGGGGGCGACCUGGCAGCGGCUGUCGGGGCCCAGCCGCGUGCCGCCGGCGCUGCCGGUCCCGCGGGAGGUGCCCCGGCCCUCCUACGCGGAGUCGGGGCAGCCCUCGGACGUGAGGCACCUCGAGGCCGAGGUAAAGACGAGCGCCGAGAUCGAGAAGAUACGCGCGGCGUGCAGGCUCGCGGCUCAGGCCCUGCAGGUGGCGCGGGAGACCGCUGCGGUCGGAGUCACCAACGCGGCGGUGGACGACGCCGUGCACAGGUACAUCGUGUCGCAGGGCGGCUACCCGGUGGGCAUAAACUUCCACGGCUUCCCGCGGGCGAUGUGCUCGAGCGUCAACAACGUUGUGGUGCACGGGAUCCCCGACGAGCGGCCUCUGCUGGACGGCGACAUCGUCAACUAUGACGUCGCCGCCUUUUUAGGGGGGUUCUUUGGGGACAACUCGUGCAUGGUGGAGCUCGGCACCGUGGAUGAAGACGGCAGGCGUCUCUGCAGAACAACCAGAGAGGCCCUCGAGGCCGCCAUCGAGUAUUGCGGGCCUGGGGUUUGCCUCAGCGGCGUGGGAAACAUCGUGCACCGCAUCGCGACCGAGGCAGGCUACGACGUCGUGUCCGAGUUUGUGGGCCACUUCCUCGGACGGGAGCUGCACAUGCUCCCGAACGUGGCCCACAGGCCCGACAGCUUGAAGCUAGAGCUGAGGCCCGGCAUGGUUUUCACCAUUGAGCCCAUCCUCACCGAGGGGAAGCGCCACAUCGAGCGCUGGCCAGACGGGUGGACCUACGUGACCAGGGACGGCAAGCGGACCGCGCAGUGGGAGCACACCAUCCUCGUGACCGAGCACGGGAGCGAGAUCCUGACCGUUCCGUGA